Teleopsis dalmanni is the source of this 516-nucleotide messenger RNA. RefSeq lists its product as uncharacterized. The transcript is spliced from 3 exons. The record is from RefSeq and is a predicted model, not a curated record. Lineage: Eukaryota; Metazoa; Arthropoda; Insecta; Diptera; Diopsidae.
AUGAUUUUACAACAUGAACAAGAUUUGCGAUCUUUGAACAGAAUCUAGAAGGAAAAAUAUCAUUUAUAUCGUUUUCCGAAUGAAGACGAAUUCCAUAUGAUUGAGAUAAAUUUAAACACACCAACUGCACCAGACGGUAAAGAAACAAAUUAUUUUAGUAAUAUUAAAUUUACAAAAUCCGAGGAUUCUGGCUUCCCUUACGGUUAUUAUGAGAAGAAUAAUGACAUUACAUCAAAGCAACAAAAUGCCAUGAAGUACACAGCUUUUCACAGUGGAGCGGCUAACUUUUUCAGCAACAAUGAAAUGCUUAAAACGUCCAAAAUAAGUUGCCUUCGCCAAAUGUAUUGUCCAGAUUGCCAGGAGCGUUUGGAUGCAGAAAGUGUACAUUUCGAAAAACUAUUGACUUGUUGCUUACCCAUUUUUCCGAUUUAUUAUUGUUGCGUUAAUAGGCAUAUCAACCGAAAAGUGAUCUGUAAUAAAUGCGGUUGUAACUUGGGUUACUGGAAGCGUUCCUGA